CCUAGCCGGAGCCCCAGACCAAACGUGCUAGUUACAUCCCCCCGGCAUAGAUCAGACGGAAUGACUUAAUAGACCAAACAUCUCCUAUUCCUUACCAUUGUGAAAACAAAACCCCCCCCCCCAACUACCAACAUAGUGCACCCACCCACCAUGGCCCCCACCGGCCCCUUCAAACUCGUCACAGUCAACACGGCGCCAGACCGCGCCCGACGGCUGAUCGGCCGGGUGGUCGCAGACGUCAAGGAGCAGUACACCAUCAUCCACGCCGCCAACGCCGCCAGCAUAGACGAGGUGCGCAAGACAGUGGAGGAAACCCAGCCGGACGUUUUGUUUACGGCAUCGAUGUGGACGCCUGAGGAGGCGCGGCAGAUUAUUGCUAUCGCCAAAGAGAUCGUGCCUGGCCUCAAGACCUUCUCGCUGCCGCAGGGGUUGCAGGUGAAUAAGGGCCCGGAUGCUGUGGUUGAAUACAUCAAGGAGCACUUGCCUGCGUUGUUGGGAUAGAGUUGGCAUUGAUAGAACGGAGGUCUUAGGAACGGGUCGAGUGGGGGGUUGCCGUUUUGAAGUUCAUAUGUCCGGCGUUGUUCCUUUAAAAGGCAUCAUCUAGAAACUACCAGGGCAAAAUACACUCCUCGCUCUUAGCGAGUUUCCGUUCAUUUCUCGUUCUGCAUCACAUUGUACAGGCUCCCGAUAUGCGGCUGGAUCUCGACCACAAACUCAUCCCCGUCGUGCAACAGCUCCUGCGG
This is a messenger RNA of Chaetomium fimeti, 743 nucleotides long. RefSeq lists its product as uncharacterized. The record is from RefSeq and is a predicted model, not a curated record. The transcript has 3 exons. Lineage: Eukaryota; Fungi; Ascomycota; Sordariomycetes; Sordariales; Chaetomiaceae. The coding region runs from base 151 to 501 and encodes 116 amino acids.